AUCACACACGCCAAUGACCGAAAGAUCCAUAAUCUUAUCAAUGCUGAGGCUGACGUGUUGAACAAGACCAGUUGGACUUUCCCUGCAGGAUGCAUUGAGAGGAGGCACCAUAGCUGCAGGUGUUUGCGUGUGAUGUCAAGUUCGGUUGGCUGGUGACUCAAUGUGCUAACUUGCUAGUGCGUAGAAAGGCAAGCAUUUCAAUAGUUUCAGUGUGAUUGUGUUGGAGUGUAGUAGCAGUGGUUGACUGCCGUCGUGCUGCACGUACUUUGGACCUGUAGGUCCAUCUCUCGCAUUUCCGUAAACCUGUCGCGAAGGUCCAUGGGAAGCUGCUCGAUCACUGCACAACAAGAAAAAAAAAAGCGGUUACCAUGCUAGCUCGGCUAGGCUACACGCCAGACAGACACACACCGGCAAAUCAAACACAUUUAAUGAACAAAAUGCUUUGUUGGCAACUCGUACGGCUCCUAAAACUCAGAUACUCACUCUCGAGAUAAUCCUCCAGGUACAACAUAGCGCCAAAUUGGAGAUUUAACGUGUUUAAUGGUACAAAUAGUGUCUUUCAAGAUGGCGCCGUCAGCCGUUGCCUGCUCGGAAAAAAAUAGCUCGAUGUGAGGUCACAGUAAUGACGCACGCACCAGUCUGUGCCGUGAUUGGUCCACAGAAAAUGGGCGUAAACGUUUGUGUCGCGCUCAACACGGGGGAAUCGUGGGAGUUGCAGUUUUAAAGCAAAAGACGCUCAAGUUCAAUGUAUUGAAACUAUGAGUCACUAAUAUAACGCAUGAAGUCAUGUGACAUGUCCUCCUAAUAAUUCACCUAUAGAAACUUUAAACCCCAAAAGUUGAACAAAGUGUAAGAAAUUAGAUCAUGGCGUCCGACUGAAGAGGAGUGACUUCGGGUCACAUUCCUCCAACCCCACCCCCGUCCGGGGAACGGACAUCCUGCCGCUUGGUGCACGAGCCCAUAGAAUAUGUCUAUUUUAAGUGUCAGCGAGCAUGCGCAGAAGAGGGCCACACGAGAACGCACCUGUUGGCUUCCCUGACAAAGGACGCGCGCACAGCGUGUGACAGGCUUCGACUCCGGUACCGGUACCGGCCCGGCAUGCCGCCAUGGUGCCCCGAGCCGGAUGAGCCCAAAUGGCACGACAGGACGCCGUGCACUGCGUGCGCGUGCUGCUUUACGCGCUCAACGUGCUUUUCUGGCAGAAACUGAUCUGUGUGCGGGCCUGCGUGUGCGUGUUUGCAGCUGAUGUCAGCGUGCAUUCUGGGAAUGGCGGCGUGGAUUCGGGAUUCCUUGAACGCCGUCCUGACCCUGACGGCUCACACCAGGUCAGUGUGGACCAACAGCAUCAAACGACACCGGCCAAGCUGAAAGUGUGCGUGUGUGCGUGCGUGUGCCAGGCUGGAGGAGGCGGCCGUGCUGACGUUCUCGCCGCUGGUCCAUCCGGUGCUGGUUCUGGUGUGCUGCUUCCUGCUGAUGGUGGCCAUGUUGGGCGUGUGUGGCACGAUGCGCUGCGACCUGCUGCUGCUGUCAUGGUACUUUGGCAGCCUGAUGCUCAUCUUGUGCGUGGAGCUGGCCAGCGCUGUUUGGACCUACGAGCAGCCCCCCGUCCAGCGCUCGGACAUGAUCAGCCUGAAGUUCCGGAUGUCAAACUUUGGCCAUCAUCAUCAUCAGUGGCUCACACACACCUGGAACACUUUCCAGACAGAGUUUCAGUGCUGCGGCGUGAUCUACUUCACCGACUGGCUGGAGAUGACGGAGAUGGAGUGGCCGCCCGACUCCUGCUGCUCCAAUCAGUAUCCAGGAUGUGCUGGCCACGCCCGCCGGCACGACCUCAGCGACCUCCACCAGGAGGGUUGCGGUCCAAAGAUUUUCUCGUUCAUUCGCGGGAGCACGCCGCUGCAAGUGUUGCGUUUCCUGGGCGUGGCCAUGGGCGUGGCCCAGAUCCUGGCCAUGGCGCUCACGCUGACGCUGCUGUGGGCGUUACACUACGGCCGCAAGCUACACACGAACUCGCUCUUGACGUCCGGUGGCGCCGUCGCCGCGACUCCGCCACCAGAGCCAGUGUGAGAUGGAGCGCGAGCGUCUGGGUGGGCUCGGAAGUGAGAAAGGACAAGCUCCGCCCCCGCACCUGACAACUUCCAACAAAGCCUUUGAUUUAUUGACAGACUUUCAACAUUAGAAGCACAAAAUGUUUUUUUAGCCUCCUCAUUGAACAACAAUAAUUCAUCAUUCAGAACUGUAAUAAUAAUAAUAAUCAUCAUCAUCAUUCAUAAUAAAUGCUAGAUUGCUUCCAUUGACAAACAUCAUCACAUCCAGUAUGUAUCAAAUAUAAUAUGUGUAUAUAAUAUACAGUAUGUAUAUAAUAUAUGGGUAAUGCCUCUUGUGAAACUGUCCUAUGUUGCAAUCAAAUGCUGAAAUGAAUGAUUAGCAUGUAGUCUGAAAGGUGCUGUCAUUAGCUAAGCUAGCUAGCUAGCAGCUCACUUGAGUCCAAACCUUCAGCUUCUCCAACUUCUGGGACGGAACCUUCAGAGCUCAGAAACGCGCACGGCCUCCACCCGGGACCGUCCCGUCGCGCCGGGCGGAGUCAGGCCGCCGACGGACGGCCUCCCUCCUUUCAGCGGGACCGCCUCCUGGAAUCUGGCGUUCAAACUGGAACGACUGCGGGUCAAAGACGAGGGGGCGAAUGGAUGAACAAUACACAAAACAUGACAACAUAACACAAGUACACAACAACUCGAAUGUUCA
Molecule: messenger RNA, 2745 nt
Organism: Dunckerocampus dactyliophorus (ringed pipefish)
Lineage: Eukaryota; Metazoa; Chordata; Actinopteri; Syngnathiformes; Syngnathidae
Gene: tspan12
Product: tetraspanin 12
Exons: 6
Coding region: 1134-2132 (332 amino acids)
Cellular component (GO): membrane
Source: RefSeq, a predicted model, not a curated record